CUUUCAGACACUCAACACAGUUGUUUAAAUUCGUGAUUUUACUGCUUGCACUGGGUCUUUGUUUUUCAAUCGAGAGUAUCGAUGAUGAGUACAACGAGAAUAUGAAAUUUGAUUGCUAUCCUGAAAGAGGAAGAGUUGAUAGCUGUAGAGAGGUUGAUUUCAAACUAAAUAGUGCCCACAGUAUCGGCAUGAGCUCACCUUAUUCUCCAAUGAUUGACAGAAUCGGCAACAACUCUGAGGGAGAAUUAUUUUAUGAAUGGGAAAUCAAGGAAGAAACAGAAUUCCAACAAACUGAAGCUCUUGAAGCAAUAUUUACAGAGUAUGGAUAUGCAACCUCUAACAGAAAUAAGUACAAUGAGUUUACUCCAAAUAUGACUUUGUGGGAAAAGAGAUACACUGCAAAAAGGCUGACUAGGAUCUUGUCGGAUAAAUCUUCUGAACUUAAUUCAAAUGAUGGGAUGAAGAAAAUGAAGAAUUUUAAAUAUUUCGCACUGAGUCACCUCGAAAAUUUUAAAGGAGCCACUCGUAAUUUCUCUGAGCUCAAAGUGAAGAAAAUGAACAAGAUGCAGAUUGAAGUAUAUCCAAGAGAACUUAACUUUAACUCUAUUGAACUGUGCUCACCUAUGUAUAAGAACUUUACAAUGAAGAAUGUGGAUAAGCAGAAGAAUAUUGAGAUCGCAAGUAUUAUUCCAGAAUCUUCACAGAUUAUUAUCGAGCAUGACUACGGCAAAAAUAUUCUCAUUAGGCCUGGAAGCAAGAUCAAUAUCAGAGUGACAGUUACUGCUGAAAUUAGAGAACCAAUCAAAACAGUCAUUGUCUUCACGUUGAAGAACGGGGUGAAACUAGUCUAUCUUGUCAAAUUUAUUGGUAUUGACAAUUACUAUGGCCUUGAGCCACUAGUAAUUGAUAAAGCAAGACAUCCAACCAAUAUGAUUGACUUCUUUAUGACUAACCAGAUGGAUGAGAAUUUCGAGUUCACUCUAAGUGACAUUAAAAUAAAGAAAGAGUCUUCUCCUGUAGAGCUCUAUCAUGCUCAGUACAAGCUUGGCAUGAGUGAAUCUGAUAAAAUUAUUGAUAGGAAUGCCAAUAAUCCGCACUGGUAUGAAAAGUUCUCAGCAUCAAAGAUCAAGAUCGGCAAGAAAUUGAGAAAACCCAUCUUCAAGAUGAAUAUUAAUGACACUGGGUCCGAUUUCCAAGAAUUUGUGGUCCAAUUUAUGCUGAAGGAUCUCAACACUGGAGAAAAGAGGCUUUUUGCAGUUCCUGUUUAUGUCUAUUUCAAUGAUAAUGCUGUGGAUCUGUAUCCGCCUGUGAUUGAUUUCGGAGUGCUUUACGCAAAUUCAGGAAUAAAGCAUACUAUUACUAUUAAAGCAGUAAAGAAUGGACUUGAUGGGAUCAGAGUUGGAUUCCCUUUUGUACCUAAAAAUGAUAACUUCGAGUAUGAUUUCUCUCCUAUCCUGAAGACUCAUGGAGUAGCUUCCUAUGAAAACCAUUACACAGUUGGAAAAAUUACUUUAAAAACACUUGGAUUGGCUGAUGGUGACCAUUCUGGAUACAUAAUUUUCUGCAAGGACAAAAUGUGUGAAAAAGACAAAGGAAAGACAAGAAUCUAUUACCAGUUCAGAAUUCAUAAGGACCCCCUUAAUGGAGUGUCAAAAAUUCACUCCUUCGAAGUUUCUGAAGAUAACACCAAGAGCAAAGAUGAUAAAGUCCAUAUUCAGCUUCUUUGGAUUAAAAACACCUUUAAUACUCCCUUGAGGAUUGAUGAUGUGACAUGAGAAGAUCGAGAACUGAGCCUCACCUUUGCAGAAUCUAAGAACUUUGAUGAUGUUGAAGAAGAUAAGUAUUGAUGCCUAUCCUCUCUCACUCCUGAAAAUAGCAGUUGUCAAAGUUGUGGGAAAAAGUACAUUGAGGAUUUAGACAGCAGCUAUCACAAACUGACUCUCGAUCCUGGAAUUGAGAAUCAAGGAAUCAAAAUGAGAUAUAAAUACCAGAUAAAUCGUUCAAAGACAGUUGAGACAAAGUUCGUUGUAGUUUGGACUAAUGGUACUUAUAUUCCAAUCCCUGUCUUCAUUUAUGAUAAGUCACUGGCUUGCUCUUUUGAAUACUAUAAUGAUUCAGAAAAUGCUAAGUCUCCAUUUAUCUUGAUGGCCACAAAGUGUAAUAAUAUGCCAGAUUAUACACAACUUGACUUUGGCCCGAUUGCUAGGGAUCUAAAUCAUACCAGGACUUUGACGCUUGCUAAUCUCAAUUUAAUGCCUAUAUUCAUUGAUGAAAUACGUAUUGAUCCUCCUAUUUGUGAUGGAGAAAGGGCCGAUACUGUUAUCCAGUUAGUCCCUGAUAAAGCUUAUGAUAUAAUGACUAGAGAUAGAAAGAGAGAUUACUCAAAUGAAAAUAAAUGUUUUUCACAAAUCUAUGACCCAGAUGAAAUAAAGAGACCAAUCAAGAGUCAUUCAAUAGUAGAAUCUUCCGAUUUUAUGAUUGCUCCAAACUCUAUGGUCACAUUUAAUGUAGAUGUGCUAUCUCCUACCAUCCUGGAGGAUAAUAAUUGUAGCAGAUAUGAGGCAAAGAUUUUAUUCAGAAGCUCUCAAUCCCCUGAUUUUGAAAUUCCAAUAUCAUAUCUAGUGAUAGACACUCCAACUGAUUUUUAUAGUAUGAUCAUUGAGUUACCUGCUUUCUAUGUCUCUGAAAAGGAGCAGGUUCAUGAAUUAAGCAUUAAGUCAAACUUGGAUUACCCAAUGCAUAUAAUCGACGUGGAAUCUCAAGAUCCUGAUGAAAUCUCCGUUGAAAUUCUGAAAAGAGUGUUACACCCAGAUGAGGAGGAGAAGAUAAUUAAGAUUUCAACUCUCCCUUUUAACAAUUUUAACACCUAUUUAAGAACUUUGCAGAAGCACUUGCUUGAUAAGACCCCAGUAGAGACUGAGCCUUAUCUUACUUACUUCGAUGUGCUUGCUUAUCAAUCUGAGCUGAAGGAAUGGGAAGAGAGGAUCAUUAAAAAUCUAACAGAGUCAGUAACCAUGGUAGAUAUCAGAACAAAUAUUGUUAAAAAUAUUACAAUUCCAAUCAAGAAGAUUCUUAAGAAGCCUGAACUUGUUGAUGCAGAAACCUAUGACUUUGGUAUGGUCGAGGUUGAUGCAGAGAAGAGGGGGACUCUGAACAUUUUUAAUCCUUCUAAUCUGCCAAUGGAAAUCAGUGUCCACCUUGCCCCCACAAACUACCUAGAUAUGAUUUUCCAAGAAAUAAUGAGUGAUGAAAGUCUCAUAAAAUGGAUGGUUCUUUGUGAGAAAGUGUAUUUAGCAGGAUCAGAUGGAAGGCAGAUGUGACUUGAAUUCUUGAAAAUUAACAAUAUUCAAGAAAAAGACCUCAAAAAAGUGAUAGAUUUCUUCUUCAAGAACUACUUCAACUUUAUCAACAAUAAUGAAGUUGGAGAAGAACUAUUCAUUAAUUUUAUUUCUGACCAGCACAAAAUUUUGAAGGAUACCAUCAAGAAUAUAUCUGACUCUACUAAGGCCAUCAAGCCAGAAGUUUUGGAUGAAUGUUUCGGAAAUUGCGAGGAAGAAAGCACCUUUAUGUCAUUUUUAUCAAAACUCAAUCCAUUCUCGAGAACAAAUGAGAGGAACAAACAGAAUAUUCCGAAGAUUGAACUUCCUGAGGGAGAGCAGUAUGAAGAAAUUGUAGAAACUAUCAAAGUAAGACUUCACCAAUGGAUGGAUGAACAUCCUCAAAAUGGAAAUGAUGAAUUGAAGACACUGAUCAACACUAGAAAACAAAACUUCUUCAUUGAACAACCUUCUGAAUGAGACAAUGAAAAUAUUAAUGAUGAGAAUAGUAAAAAGAAAUGAAAUACUCAAUGUAAAAAUAAGAGCUUUGUGAUUCCUCCGAGAGCUACUCUAGAAUACCGCUGUGUGCACUUCCAUCCAACUCUUGCUACUGAUAAUGCAGAAGGUUACCUUUUGAUUAAGAAUAAUCUGACUUUUGUCUACCCUGUUAAGCUCACUGGAAAGAGUGGAAAAGCUAUUUUUAAAAUCACUGAUUUGAAAGCUCCGUCUUUCUACUCAAAUGAUCCUCAAAAGCCGUUAUACCAGAAUGUGCCAACAGAUGUUGAAGGAGGAGUGGAAAUCAUGUUUAAUCUCAACAUGAAGCAUGAUGUGUUCAAAAUGAAAAAGCUUGAAGCACUCUCCAAAGCUGAACUCCGGAGACAGGCUGAAAACUCUUUAGGGACUGAGCAAGUCACUGUAAAGGAUAUCGAAUUAAUCAGGAAGCAUUAUAGGAGGUUUAACAUCUCUAAUAUUGGAAACUUCAAGACCAAUAUCGUUGAUAUUACUUUAAGCAACAAUCAGAAGAAGAACAAUUGGUUUACUCUUACUAAGUUAUCUGGGGACCAAGGAUAUGAAAUAAUGUAUGAGCCUGAUUUUAGACACUUGAUGAUCGAAGAGACUAUCCUAGUAAAGACUGAGAACUCUAUUACUGAGUUUAAGGUGAAAGCUAGCAUUCCUUUGUACUUGAUCAAGUUUAUCGAUAUGAACUUCCCCAAAUUUUCAAAUAAUUAUUUACUUAGGAGACUAUCUGAAAUAGAAGAGCAUAUAGGAAACUGGUAUUACUUGAUAGUACUCUCCUUCGUUCUAUUGACUCUAUUGCUACUCGGAACUGAAUUAGUUGAGUAUGUAAUCUUCCUCAAGCAGAAAAACAUUAAUUAUGCCCUUCUAACAGAGCUCAUUUCAGCAUAUGAAAAGACCAAAGAAUUGGAAGAAGAGGAGCAGAAGAUGAAAAAUUUAUCUAAAAUGCUUGACAAGAGCAAAAAUGAUCCUUCUCAACUUCAGAAGGAACAGAAAGCUAAGAAAGCAACUCCAGUAAAAUCUCUUGGAGCUUUCAAACCAAAGUCUAUUCCUUUAAAUGAGUCUAAAGCUGGUAUUGAAGAGAUUAAGAAGAAAUUGGCUGGCAGAAUAGAUUUUAGCAACUCUCAAGGAUUAUUAGGACCUAAGGGAGUAGAGAGAAUGCCAGUGGUCAAACACGGAAAGAAUAAGAAGAGGAAAGGAAAGGAGGUGAAGAUGCCGAUAGGGGGAAGUGGGCAAGGUCAGAAAAAGACUAAGGAGAAAGAAAAUACUAAAAUACAAGAAGAACUAACUGAGGAGAAUUUUGUUGAUGCACCAGCAAAAAGAAAGGAGGAAAAGGAUUAUAAAAAGGAUAAAGAUUCCUUUUUGAAGUCACAAAAUAAAGAUAAAGAAAAGUCUAAAUCUCCAGAAGAAGAAAAGAAGGAAGUUUCACCAAAUGCUUCAAAUACUUCUCCUGCUCAAGCAAAGCUUGACCUACAAAAGCUCAAUCCAAAAGGGCCAAAAUUUAAGAGAGGAAAACAAAGAAAUCAACCAAAACAAAAUAAGGUUAAGGGCGUUGGUGUGGAUCUUACCAAUGAGCAAGAAGUUGCCCCCGCAAACAGAGUGGUUUUUCCAUCUUCAAUGUACCAAGCAGUCAACGAAAUUAACAUAAGUAAUGAAGAUGAGUUCCCUUCCUUAACUCAAGCUACUGCAAAACAAAAAGAUUCUGAAACUAUUCCCGAUAAAGAAGAAACAAAACAAGAUAUUUCUAAUAAAAAGCAAAUCCCUGAAGAACCUUCUAAGAUCGUUGGAGAGAAGCAAAUAGAAACAACCAAGAAUGAGGAACCAAAUGAGGGCGAGAGAGUUGACUCAAAGAAGCAGAACAUAUCUCCCAAGAAGCCAAGACAGGUCGAAACAGCAACUAUUAAGCUUUAUUCUCGUCAGCAAACUGAAGAAUCUGCUGCUAGUGAGCCCAAGAAGGAAACUCGCAAUAGACUCUCUAAUGCCCAGUCAAAUAAUAGCUGGAUGGAAAAUGAUGAAGGAGCAGAAUCAAUCAACCCAAGAUCUGAAUACACUGAUGAAGACAGACUUGAUGAUAGUGAGGACAAGAACGCUGAAGAUGUCUCCAAUCCCAAAAGUUCUCAAUCACAAUCAGAGAGUUCUUACAAAGAGUCCCAAAGGUCAGCUAAGAAGAAUGACGAUAAGAGAUUUACCAGAAAAACAGAUUUUCAAGACAAUAGGAAAGCUACAUCAGGAAGACAAAACCCUUAUUAUAGAAAUGACUAUAAUGACCUGAAAUAUUACAAGAAGCAAUAUCAUGACCCCACUUCAUACAAAAGUAACAAAAAGGGAGUCAAGAAAGGGCAUGAUAUUACUCCUAAAUCAGGAAAUAGCUAUCAGGAUUAUAAGAGAGAGCUCAGAGAACAAAAGAAUAAGCAUAACUAUAACAGAGGAGGAUACUACCUAAAGAAUCAGCAAGACUACUACACCAAGCCAGUUAGAGCUAAGGAUGAAGCUCCUAAUAUGAGAAGAGGAGCCAGAGGGAAAUACAGAGAAGAUAAAGCAUAUAAGUCAAAUUACUACGAUUCCAAAGAGGAUCACUCCUAUCACAAAUACGAUCAGAGCAGCUUUAUAAGUCAUAAAAAGUCUGAGCCAAAGAUAGAAGAAAUUGAAGAUACUAAAGCUCAGGAGAUUAUUGAACCAAAGCAACAAGAUGAAGAACCAUCAUCAUAUCAAGAUUCUCACGAGGAUCUCCAGAGCUAUGUUGAAGAGAACAAAGACAUGAUCCAAACUACAUCAGAAAAUGAGGAAGAGAAGGAAGGAUCAGGUACCCAAAGUGGGUUCUUUGAAGAAAAGGAUAGCUAUGCUCCAUCUCAAUUCAACAUGUUCAGUGCAUUCCAAAAUUCUGGCAGGGACUUUAGCUUGUUUUCCCCUGUUCAGGAUACAAUAUUCGGAGAAGAUGAUCAAAUAAACUUCAGUUUAUUAAAUGAUGCAUCUAAUCCCUCCCAUCAGGAAGAGGAUGAAGUCUUAGGCAGAUUUGCAAACUUGCAAGACCUGAGAAACCAGAGCGAGAUCAUCAAUUACGAUCUCACUAAGAAAUCCUUUAAGUAUAGAUCUGGUUAUUCAUCAAAAUCUCCUGAAUAAGCAAGCACUCUUUACUACUUCAUUUACAUUCAGGUUCAA
Messenger RNA from Moneuplotes crassus, 6992 nucleotides. The record is from the annotation of a GenBank genome assembly. Lineage: Eukaryota; Ciliophora; Spirotrichea; Euplotida; Euplotidae.